Paramuricea clavata is the source of this 2156-nucleotide messenger RNA. The record is from the annotation of a GenBank genome assembly. NCBI's taxonomy places the organism in Eukaryota, Metazoa, Cnidaria, Anthozoa, Malacalcyonacea, Plexauridae.
AACGAUACUCUCUUUGCUAGACAAGCUAUGCCAGAAGUGACAAUCCGAAUGCAUACAUCAGAUAAACCUUGGAUUACCCCAAAAAUAAAGGCACAGAUUAAAGCUAGGCAAAAGGCUUACUGCCGUGGUGAUAAACCCAAGUACGACCAAUUAUGUAAAAAGGUCUCAAAGUUAAUUCGGAAUGCAAAACAAUCGGUUUAUCAUACCGAAGGGAGAGAUCUUCGCCAAAAAGAUCCUGCAAAAUGGUAUAAAACUGUCUAUACUCUUUUGGGUGCUGAAACGAAUCAUAACUCUUUACAAACUCCAUCUAAUGAAGAUCUGUCAAAGGUUGCUGAAAACCUACAAACUGCUUUUACAAACCCAUGGAAAGAUAUCAAUGUUGACCUCCCGGACAUAAAUGAAGUUAAUCACUUACUUAAGGAUACGUCACCACCGCUAACUUCCUUAGGGCAAGGACGAUCCUGCCUAAAGCACCUUAACCCAAAGAAAGCAACAGGAAUAGAUAAAAUCCCUGCCUGGUUUUUAAAGCACUGCUGUGAUGAUCUUACGCCAGCGAUACAUAGUAUCAUAACAGGCAGCAUUACCCAAUCCAAGUAUCCUACUGCGUACAAGCAUGCAAUUGUAACUCCGGUACCAAAGAUACAUCAACCCAAAGAUAUAAACAACGAUUUCAGGCAAAUUUCUGUGCUUCCUCAUCUAGCUAAAAUGAUAGAGAAAAUCCAGUUGGAACUCAACUCUCAUGAUCUGGCAAUAAAGGACAACCAACAUGCUUUCGUUAAAAAUCGAUCCACUGUUUCAGCCCUGAUCUCGAUGACCCAGAAGUGGUUUGAUGUAACAGAUAACUCCAAUAUUGGAAGAAAAGGGGUCCAUACCAUAGAAUAAGAACUGAAUAGAAGUGCCACUCAAGUCGGAACCUUUGAUGUAAAUGGCGCCGCGCAUGUCGCCUCGCGCAUUUCGGCCGCCAUCUUCCCAGCAAGUAAAAAUGGAGGAUUUCAUAUAAAGUUAUUAGGGAGUUAACUGCAAAAAUUGGAUUUUCAGCGACGAUUUCCUUCUAAAUUAUCAAAAAAUGAAUGAUUUGUUUAAAAAGAAAGUAUGUGGUCUUAUCUAGUCUUAUUUACAAAGAAUAUUUAAAGUUUUGAAGCUGUAAUUUAACAAUUUAGUGCGGUGUUUUUCGUGACCAAGAUAGUAUUCAUAGUUAGGUUUGAGUAAUUUUUAUAUUUUUGUUCGUAUUCAGGCCUUAAAAUAUCUUUUAUAUGGCCGUCUGACAAAAUGUCCGGUGACAUUGAGUUUGGGUCGGACAUAUGUCCGAUGACCUUCAGUUCAGUUUUGACUCGGAAAUAAGUCUGAAUGACACAAAUGAAUAAACGGUAAAUGUUGUAAAGAUAUUAAAUAAUUUGUUUCUUUCAUACUUAUUUCCAAUCCAAAAUUAACUUGUUUGCCAGAACAGCAGUGUUAAAAAAGACUUCGACAACUUAAGCCCGUUUUCCACUUCACCAUUUCGCUCGCCGCCCCGCGUUCGACUACGUUAAAACAAUAUAUUUCCAGUUCACCUUUUAUACAAUAGUACUCUGAUUUUCCAUUUAACAUACAUGCCUCUAGUCCUAGGCUAAGGUACAUUUUAAUUUACGUCGGACAAAGCUACAGUUCGGUCGGACACCAAUUCACGUGGGUCGGACAAACAAUAAACCUCAGUUUCACUUUGGUCGGACAGAAUGUCCGGUGGUUUCCUCUCUACGUCGGACAAUUUCACGAAUGGGUCGGACAAUGUCCGUGACCGAGCAAUACGGCUACAAAAUAUAUUCUUACAUGAAAAUUUUGUAUUGCUUUACUUAAUUUUGAAAGACAUCAUGUUAUGUCAUACCGUUUCUGGUUGGUAAUUUGCAUAUUAAAUCCAACUUAUCCAAGCACAAUUUUAAGAAAUACAUGAAUCAUAUGUAUUGUUGGAAAUAUGCAAUUGGCUGGCUGAUUAGUUGAUAUAAGAGACUUAAGUUGAUCAGUACACUUUGUUUUAAGUUUCCUCAAAUUAUUUAAUAUCCAUUUUAGUUUAAUAUUAGUGAUACUCAUUACUGUUCUUGCAUGCACUAUAUACCAGCAUAUCACUGAUAUAUUUCCUUUUUUUUCAGUUUGAAAGAUCACAGAUGAAACAACUUCCAUGA